AUGAUUGUAGAUAAUAGUUCAGAUCAAUCUGUCGAUGAUAAUAGAGAGAGAGCAGUAUACAUGAAUGAGAAUAUGACUACUAGGAUAGAUGAAAGAGAGAAUAUGAAUACUGCAGAAAAUACUGUUAGUAUUGAAGUUGAUG
Molecule: messenger RNA, 142 nt
Organism: Ambispora leptoticha
Lineage: Eukaryota; Fungi; Glomeromycota; Glomeromycetes; Archaeosporales; Ambisporaceae
Source: the annotation of a GenBank genome assembly